ACUGCAAAAACCAGGGUGUUAAAUAUUCAACACCAGCAUGGAAUAGAAAAAUAUCAACACCCUUGGUGUUCAUUUCAUGUCCGAUUGGCGAAAAAUAACACCAACGGUGUGAAAAUAUUCAAUUACAGGCUGAUGGUGUCAUAUUUGGUGUUAUAAAAUCGCACAUGCGCAUAAGCUAGAGAAUUCGACGAAAAUCAUUGGACGAAAGUUGUCAUAUGAUCCGAUAUGCGCCUCUGCAGCUGCGCGCGCACAGCUAGACGAGAGCAUGUGGCUAGAGAAUUUCACUGGCACUGACUUGAAGUCUUGAUUCUGGAGUAGUAAUUCUUCAAAUUAGGCCUAGAUUCUAGAUGUGAAGUGAUCGAAGUGCAUGCAACCAUGCCAUUAAGCGUCAGGGUCUGUUCAGCGGAUCGAAGUAUUAGAAAAUACCUGCCUAUAGAUCCAGAAGACACAGUAGGAUUCUUUGAACUCAUCAGAAGAAAAUUCCACAUAAGGGAUGGGGAAGAUCUCGUACUUGUGGAUGAACAAGAAGGGUUUGGUAUAGACGAUGACGUACUAGGAGAUGUGGUGACCAGCAAUCCCACAGUCAGCCUCAUGGUGCUAAAAGAAGAUGAAGAAUGGUCUGGUUCAGAUGUACAUAGCAUCACAAGUGCAGACACUAUCAAGGUGGAUACCAGCUCCUCUUCCCUGAGUAGCUCAGAAUCUGAUUCAAGUUUUUGCUCCAGUAGAAAGAGGCCACGAUUAAAUGCCCUCAGUGAAUCAGGUGCAAUCACUGACAACUCUUGUGAGUUUGUACAAGAAAUUUUGCGGCACAGAGGUGAUGCCAUUCUCCGAGAGUAUGAAUUGACUGGAGCACUUCAAGAUAAAACUAGACGGCAGAUGAUUAACCUUUUGGUAGCCCACAUGCAAGAACACUAUGGCAAACAUCCAAAAGCAGCUAUGAAAACCAAAUAUGCCAUGGGGAUAGUGAAUCUGUUUCCAAGACUCAAGGAUCCGUUUACUAGCACAGGUCAUGAAGCUUAUUUUGAUGCAAGAAGUAACACGGGAUUCCUGGCUGCUAGAAUAAAAAAUGUUAACCGCACAACAGAGGAGAAGACAUCCAACCCAUUACCCAAGCCAUCAAGCAGAGAUGGUGGUCCUGGGAAGGUCCGAGAAGGUGACCAAGAAUCUGCUCCAGGCUGCACCUAUGAUGAAGACCUCAACUGGUUACGACACUGUCCAACAUUAGAACGUGAUUCUACCCUGGUUGUUGAAAAGAUGAAAUCCACUUUUCCUGUUAGACAGCAUAUGGUCAGGGACGGACGCUCCGCAUCGGAUAUUUUGGAACAGUUUCCUUUUGAAACUGUUCCAGGUUUGAUUGAGGUAGAUUUUCGGAAACUUUUUCCUGAAAAUCACUCGCGUUUCCUGACCAAAUGGCCCGAGUUGAAGCCCAAGGUUGUUACACUUGCAAGACAACUUCUGAAGCAGAAAGGAAACUUGACAGUGAUGGAGCUUCUGUCAUCUUAUGACAGUUCUGAUCAAAAUAAAGAAGGAUGGAAUUCCAGCACAUCUGCUAUCCUCCUCCUCUUGUGCCUAUUGCCUCCUGCAAGCCAAGGGAAGUCCAAAGCUGCGUCAGCAAAAGUGUCCAUUUCUUCAGCUCUCUCGAGGGUUAUUCAAUUUCAGAAGACAGGAGGGAGUAUUCAAGCAUUCCUCGACAACACAAAAGAGACCAAGAGUCAACCGUUCCUUCUGGCAAUUGGCAAUUCCAAGGCCCGAAUCACCAACUACAUGAUCAUUGUGGAUCACAAGGCCAUUCCAUGUUCGGCACGCACGGUCGAAGCAGCAGUAGAUUUACUCUUCAAGACCCACUUUGUCUUUGGCCUGCAGUACUGCUUGUCUCUGCGGCAGUUCUGGACUUUUGUCCAGACUGCCAUUUUUGAAAUCGAUAUCGGAGUGUCCCGGGAAACACCAAGAGUACGUGAAAUUAGAUCGAAAUUGUUAGCACCAUGAUUUGCUUCAAAUGCCACAAACAGUUUGCAAUACCCAAAUUGGUUCAACAUUUGAGAUUGAAACAUGGAGUUAUUGAAGAUGGUAAAGAAGUAUUGACCUGUGGGCAGGGAGCUUGUGCGAGAACAUUUCAUACUUUUCGAGGAUUUCGGGGACAUUUGCAGACUCACCUUAAAACCGAUUUUCCAGAUAAUAAAGAGCAGUCUAAUGAAAAUGAUAAAGUGAGUGACUUUCCUGAAGAAAGUCUUGAAAGUCUUCAAGAAUACAAUAUUAAUAAUGAUGAGAUUGUUGAAGAUCAGGAUGUAUAUGAAGAUGACAUUUUAUCUGUAGAUACCUUGAACAGGCAGUGUGUAAAUGUAAUUUCAAAAUUUUCAGCAAAUAGUGCAAACUCUGGAAAAGUUGUAAAUGAUGUAGUAGAAACAACCAGUGCGAUUGUAGGUGAUGUAGUAAAAAGUGCAUCGGCAGCCGUUACAGCUGCUUUCUUAAAACAUAAGCUGCCUAUAGAAUCCGAGGCUUAUAAGGAGAUUCAAACACAUUUUGCUAUGCUUGAAAAGCCCUUUGAAAAUUUGAAUUCAGAAUAUAAGCGGACAAAGUAUUGUGAAUCAAUUGGACUUGUUGAACCACAAGAAAUCAAGUUAGGCAUCCGAUAUGAUAGUCGUCUCAAUAAAAGAACUAAGCAGUAUGAACAGAUUGCUAUUGAAGAUACAUUUGUUUACGUUCCCAUUUUAGAUUCUUUGAAGCAGCUUUUAAGCAAUAAAGAUAUAUUGCAUUUUGCUACUCAUGACCAUAAGAGCACAGAUGGUGUAAUGAGAGAUUAUUGUGAUGGUUCACAAUUUGAGAAAACCCCUCUUUUCCAUGAAGAUGAGAAUGCCCUCCAAAUUCACUGUUUUUAUGAUGAUUUCGAGACUGUGAACCCCAUUGGUUCAAAAACAAAAAUUCACAAGAUAGGUGCUUUAUAUUUCAUUUUGAAAAAUCUGCCACCAAAGUAUAAUUCCAAUCUUUCCAAUAUCAAUCUUAUAGCUCUAUGGUAUGCUGAAGAUGCCAAGAAAUAUGGAUUUAAUGCUAUUCUCAAGCACAUUGUAAAAGACAUUAAUAUCCUGUCAACAGUUGGCAUUGCUCUCCCUAAUGGAAUUGUGAAGAAGGGGACCAUUACUCAAAUAAGUGCUGAUAAUCUUGGUGCUAAUUCCCUACUGGGAUUUGUAGAGAGCUUUUCUGCUCAUUAUUACUGUCGAUUAUGUGUUACAAGUAAGGAAGAGGCACAGAACAAAUUCAAAGAGGUUUCAAUGGAUAUGCGCACCAGGCAGACUUAUGAGCAACAUUUAGAAGAAGCUGAAGCUCAAACUACCCAGUCACAUGUGUUUGGAGUGAAACAAAAGACUGUAUUGAAUGAUUGUAUUUACUUUCAUGUCUUGGCAAACUUUUCACUAGAUAUAAUGCAUGAUCUUUUGGAAGGCAUAGUUCAGUAUGAGCUGAAACUUGUUCUAGAGUAUUUCAUAUAUGAAAGGCAACCGCCCCUCUUGUCCCAAGAUGAACUGAAUCAGAGAGUCGCCAGCCAUUGCUUAAACCGUACAGAUAACAAGAACAAACCAUCCUUUAUUAAACUUAGGUCAGCUAGGAAUGAUGUUGGACAGAAGGCUAUGCAAGCAUGGUGCUUGAUUCGAAAUCUGCCAUUCAUAAUUGCUCAAGACAUUGAAGAAGGAAAUGUCUACUGGGAAUUGCUACUUAGAUUACUAGAUUGUAUGGACAUUAUUUUUGCUCCUCAAUUGACAGCAGGCUUGAUAGCCCAAUUGUCUAUUCUUACUGAAGAACAUCACACACAUUUCCAGAAAACCUUUCCUGACAGAAGGUUGUUGCCAAAACACCACUUUAUGGUGCAUUAUCCAACGUGUUUGAGAGAAGUUGGGCCACUCAUACAUGUAUGGUGUAUGAGGUACGAAGCGAAACAUCACUAUUUUGGCCGUGUUGCAGAAUCUGUGCGUAAUUACAAAAACAUUUGUAAAUCACUUGCCAAAAAACAUCAGACAGCACUAACGUUCCAUCUUCAGUCAAACCAUCCUUUGGAAUAUCUGGAGGUUGGGCCAGGUAGUUCACUACUUUUGUCAGAUUUAGAUGAAAAUAUUGGACAGAUUGUGCAAGAGCAAAUCCAAGUAGAGGAUCUUUCUACUGAAUUAUUUGAUGCCAACUGGGUUAAAGUACAUGGAACACAUUAUCAGUUGUCACUUCUGGUCUGCCAUGAUGUUAGCGAGCUUCCUCUGUUUGGUCAAAUAGAGCAUAUCAUUGUACACAAUAGCACUGUAUUUUUUGUACUUGUCCAAUUAGAUACAGUGUAUUACAAUUCACACUAUCAUGCCUAUGCAGUAGAAUUUAGUUUUCCACGUUGUCAUGUAGUGAAGAAUCAAAAGGAACUUGUUGACUACAAACCACUAGAUUUGAUGACAACUUUGUCGAAGACAGACUCGAGGAAGUAUGUAGCACCAAGGCAUGUACUUUUUAAGUAAUUUAAAGCUUUCAAGCUAAUGUCUGGUUUUGCUUAGUGGUAUCAAUUGGUUUUAAAAAUAAUUUUGAUCAAUAAUAUUUUGGACUCUUAAUUGUUAACAUCUUUAAAUUGGUUAAUUCGAAACCAAAUUGAAGUCAAAUAGCUGUUGUAUAUUUUCUUUUUUUUUCUUACAAGAAAAACAAUUCUAUGAUGUUUGUGCAUGAAAGCCAGUGAACUAGAAGUGCAUGGACUGAUUUUUGUUGUUGUUGUUUAUAUCCUGUUGGAAAAACGAGCAGCGAAUUAGUUGAUAUAGAAAUGCAUAAUUUUACUUUUUGAUUUUUUCUCCCAGGAGUAAAA
Messenger RNA from Strongylocentrotus purpuratus (purple sea urchin), 4816 nucleotides. RefSeq lists its product as uncharacterized. NCBI's taxonomy places the organism in Eukaryota, Metazoa, Echinodermata, Echinoidea, Camarodonta, Strongylocentrotidae. Bases 376 to 1986 code for a protein of 536 amino acids. The transcript is spliced from 9 exons. The record is from RefSeq and is a predicted model, not a curated record.